Molecule: messenger RNA, 767 nt
Organism: Periophthalmus magnuspinnatus
Lineage: Eukaryota; Metazoa; Chordata; Actinopteri; Gobiiformes; Gobiidae
Exons: 4
Coding region: 48-767 (239 amino acids)
Source: RefSeq, a predicted model, not a curated record
AGUACCAUCAGAUCCCACAGCACACACAAGAGAGCACCUCAUCAGUUAUGGAGAAAUCACCAUUGGACCAGAAGCCUCGUGCAGUCUCAGACACCUCUAAAAAUUACAUCGACCAAGAUCAUCCUCACAUUCGGGACAGAAGUUUUACCGACAUUCAGAAAAUAAUCAAAAAAGAUGCUUCGGCGAAUACACCCCCACUGCACACAAGUGAAAUGCAGCCAAGAGCUUCCUCAUCCACACCACUCACCGAAAACAGAUAUAUGUAUGAAACUGUGCUCAGACCAGACAUGAAGGUCAAAUGUGAGCAGGACUACAAAGAAAACAGCUCUAAAAACAUGAAUGUAGAAUAUAGUCUGUGGAAUACAAAGCCAGCGACUGAUGGGCGUCCAAACAAGGAAAUGACAUGGAAGAAAAAAAAAGAUGAGACCGAUGAAAACUCAGAGAAAGUGUCCGGUAACGAAGAUUUCAGUGGACUGUCCAAAACUCACCAGACAAACUCUCAUAAAAGAAAUGAGUCUGCUUGGAGUUUUGGCUCUUUCCAAAUCGGCCCUCCAGUUGACCUUGUGGCAGAGGUGCUGUCGGGUGAAGAAUGGGCAGGGUUUUUGGAAAAUAAGCAGAAAUUUCCACCAGAUCUGAUUUCAUCCCCCACAAUAGAUUACUACGAGUCUGUUGAAUAUGUACCUGUGUUCAACCAGGAAAUAGCCCACGGUGCAGUGGAGUGCAAAUCUACAAUAAGGCAAUCCAAGUCAAUGGGUAUAUUAUUUUAA